Messenger RNA from Macadamia integrifolia, 2249 nucleotides. Its product is annotated as phosphomevalonate kinase, peroxisomal-like. The coding region runs from base 494 to 2026 and encodes 510 amino acids. The record is from RefSeq and is a predicted model, not a curated record. The transcript has 11 exons. Gene Ontology annotation, biological process: isopentenyl diphosphate biosynthetic process, mevalonate pathway. Gene Ontology annotation, cellular component: peroxisome. Gene Ontology annotation, molecular function: ATP binding; phosphomevalonate kinase activity. Lineage: Eukaryota; Viridiplantae; Streptophyta; Magnoliopsida; Proteales; Proteaceae.
ACAAAAUCCCCGCAAAAAGGCCAAAAUCCGAUUUCUUCUCCCAUUUUCCUCUUACGUUCGAGAAAUCCUGAAUCUCAGAUUCUUGAUCUGCCGGCGAUCCCCUUAUUCUUCUCCGUAUCCGACGCCCAUUACAGCGGCCAAAGCUCUGGAAGUCCUCUCCUCUUCGCCCCAUCUUCGUCUCCACGUUUGGAAUGCAGCGAUAGUAGUGUUGUGUCUGGUGUGCGUGCUGUCUACUCUUCGUCUUCUGUCUCUUUGUUCUUACCGUUCUUCUUCGUCUCAACCCUCACCAGCCUUAUUAGAGCAAUCAAACACAGUUCACACCUUUUUUAUCCUCCCUUGAGUUCAAUCGGUUAGUGGGCAUUUUUGCUGUCAGAAUGAGCGAUCACAAGGCUUACUAAAAUCCCGCCCAAGGUGUCUCUGGGGAGUACUGAAGUGGUAGGAGUCAGAUUGAUUGAGCAGUGAGCAAACGAGUGGAGUAUAUAAGUGGAGAGCUAUGGCAGUAGUUGUAUCUGCUCCUGGGAAGGUUUUGAUGACUGGGGGCUAUCUUAUCUUGGAGAGACCAAAUGCUGGCCUUGUACUUAGCACAAGUGCUCGUUUCUAUGCGAUCGUGAAGCCAAUUUAUGAAGCUGUCAGUCCUGACAGCUGGGCGUGGGCAUGGAUAGAUGUGAAGUUGACAUCUCCUCAACUCUGUAGAGAAAGCAUGUACAAAAUGCCUCUAAAGCACUUGACCCUUAAGUGUGUCUCUUCGAGGGAGUUGAGCAACCCUUUCGUGGAGCAAGCAGUACUAUACACUGUGGCAACUGCACAUGCAAUAUUUUUUGACAAGAGUAAGAAGGAUAUGCUAUGCAAUCUACUUUUGCGAGGUCUUGAUAUUACGAUCUUAGGUUGCAACGAUUUCUAUUCAUACCGUAAUGAGAUUGAGGCACAUGGACUACCUUUGACGCCUGAAUCAUUGGCCUCCCUUCCACCUUUUUCAGCAAUUACUUCUAAUGUAGAGGGUUUAAAUGGGGAGAAGUUUAAACCUGAAGUUGCUAAAACAGGAUUGGGAUCAUCUGCAGCAAUGACAACUGCAGUGGUUGCAGCUUUACUUCAAUACCUCGGAGUUGUUAAUCUUCCACUUCCAACUAAUACUCUACACCAAGAAAAGAUUGAAAGCGAGGAUCUUGAUUUGGUGCAUGUAGUAGCUCAGAGUGCUCAUUGUAUUGCACAAGGGAAGGUUGGCAGUGGGUUUGAUGUCAGUGCUGCAGUCUACGGCAGUCAACGCUAUGUUCGUUUUUCACCAGCAGUACUUUCUUCUGCUCAGGUUGCUGUCAAAGAAAAGCCAUUGCAAGAGACCAUCACUGAUGUUAUAAAAGGAAAUUGGGAUCACCAGAAGACUAAGUUCUCCUUACCACCAUUGAUGAAUCUUCUCUUAGGUGAGCCAGGAACAGGAGGAUCAUCAACACCAUCAAUGGUAGGUGCUGUUAAGAAGUGGCAAAUAUCUGAACCUCAAAAGGCCCAAGAUACAUGGAGAAGGUUAGCAGAAGGGAACUCAGAACUCGAACUUCAACUCAGUAUGUUGAGUAAAUUGGCAGAAGAGCAAUGGGAUACCUACAAAUACGUCAUCAACAAGUGCAGUAAGCAUAAGUGUGGGCAGUGGUUGGAGCAAGCCACUGAUCCAUGUGGACAAGCAAUCGUUAACGCUUUGUUAGGAGCAAGAGAUGCUGUUCUUGAUAUCAGAUUACAUAUGCGUCAAAUGGGUGAGGCUGCAGGUGUUCCGAUAGAGCCCCAAUCACAAACUCAGCUUCUGGAUACCACCAUGAAUAUGGAAGGGGUUCUGUUGGCUGGAGUUCCUGGGGCAGGUGGCUUUGAUGCGAUUUUUUCUGUAACUUUAGGUGACUCCAGCAGCUGUGUCACCAAACUGUGGACUUCACUUGGUGUUCUAUCACUGCUGGUGAGAGAAGAUCCUCGUGGUGUUUCUUUAGAAAGUGGAGAUCCACGAACCAAGGAAAUUUCAUCAGGCAUCUCAUCCAUUCAUAUUGCUUAGGAUACUUUUACUUCUUGCAUGUAUCAAAUAAGUAAUGCCCUGAUCGAAAUAAAGAGAAUGAUCCAAUGGCCGAAAUUAAGUUGACACCGAACAAAAAGAUAUGGAUUUGCUAUAUGAAAGGUUAUUUAUCUGUUGCAAAUUGUAAUACUUGUGAGGUUUUAGAUCUCUGUAACAGUCUUCGGAUUGAAAUCUUUUUUGGUCUUGGCCCUGCUUGGCUGGUUUU